Molecule: messenger RNA, 4500 nt
Organism: Drosophila guanche
Lineage: Eukaryota; Metazoa; Arthropoda; Insecta; Diptera; Drosophilidae
Gene: brat
Product: brain tumor protein
Exons: 4
Coding region: 756-4046 (1096 amino acids)
Biological process (GO): negative regulation of translation
Molecular function (GO): protein binding; zinc ion binding; translation repressor activity
Source: RefSeq, a predicted model, not a curated record
GUCACACUGAAUCGUACACACUGCCGGCGAUUUGAGCGUGUUUCAAAUUUAGUUUUAUAUUUUUAGAUAAGAAUUGUUCUAGACCCUACCUAAAGCAAGACGACUACACUAAGAACUCCAGUUAUUAUAAGUUCUUGUCGCGGAUUUUGUGACAUAUGACGCAGCUGUUAUUCGUUAAUUUGUGCUUGUUAAUGUGUUUGUUUGAUCGCGAAAAAGUCUUAAGCAGCAGAAGACGCUGCUAAAGAGAAGCAAAGAACUAAACCAAACCUCAUUGUGCAAAGCGAGGCUUCAGAAAAAAACUGCAACGGCAAACAUAAUUAUUUUCGCAAUGCGCUGAGCUCCAGCAAAAAAAAAAAAACACCGACACCGGCCUGGAGGCGGCAAGACCUUUUCGUUUUCGCGCCCAGAAAUAAACGGGAAAAAAAUCUGCAAUACAGCAUUUUGUGCGCGCGCCGCCAUUAACUGACAGCACCCGAAAAGAAUGCUACACAAAUCUGUUUCAGCGUGUCCCCGCAAACAAAAGCAACACAAUUACAACUACAGCCACACCAAGCAGAGAGCAAUCAGAUUAGUGACUGCAGAGAGCAACAACUAGACGGAACGGAAGAACAGAGGAACAACUCCCGCAAGCUGAGCAACGGAAGCACGAAAGCGCGGAUAUUAGACAUAGAAAAUUCAACAAGAUAUACAAAAACCCAACAGUAAAGCUGUUACUCCUUACUGGAAACGAAGCCAACGUAGGCAAUUACACAAAGAUGGCGUCCUCGCCGACACCAUCGUUGGACUCGAUGCGGGGCGGCGCGAACUCGAUUGAGUCGUACGAGCACGCCGGCUAUCUAUCAGACUCACCGCUCACCCUGAGCGGCUCAUCGCCACCGGCAAGCGACUCAGCGAUCUGCAGCGACGAGUACACCAGCGUCGGCAGCAGCAGCAGUGUCGGUGGCAAGACACGAUCGGAUGUGACCGUCAUCAAUGGCCAUCAUCCCAUAUCGGCCUCCGUCUCGUCCAGCUCGUCGGCCAGCUCGUCCUCCUGCUCGUCCUCAUCCUCGUCGAGCUCCUCGUCAUCGUCCUCAUCCAGCUCAUCGACCAGCGGCCUGAGCGGGUGCGGCAGCACCAGCAGUAGCGUCAUCAGCGCCAACAAUGUAUCCUCGAACGGACCCGGCGUCAUUGGCAGCAAUCUUCAAAGCUCCGUCAGCGGCAGCACCUCAGGCAUCAGCAGUCUGGUCGUGGGCGCCGGCAAAGGCAGCUCCAGCAAUGGUGGCGCCUCCUCCAACACAUCCAACGGCAGCAGCAACGGCAGUGGCAACAACAACGGCAGCUCCCCGCCCCGUUGCACCGCCUGCAAGAGCAAGUGCAGCGACGCGGUGGCCAAAUGCUUUGACUGCCAGAGCUUUCUGUGCGCAAACUGUGUGACUGCCCACGAGUUCAUGCACUGCUUCAACGGCCACAAUGUGUGCCUCAUUAAAGGGUUCGAUGCGACUGCCACGAACCUGCCGCUGGCUGUCAGCCCGCCCAGCAACAACCCGGCCUCCAAUGACUUCAAGUACGCCAGCUCCCUGACCAUGAUGCUGCAACAGCAGCAACAGCUUGACUCCCAGCAGCAGCAACAACAACAGCAGCAACAGCAGCAGCAACAGCAACAGCAGCAGCAGCUACUGCCCACCCAGCCCAUGUCGCAGCUGUCCAAAAUCGUUCUUGCUGCCGCCGCUCAGGCCAACUCCCAGGAUCAUCAGCAGCAGCAACAGCAGCAACAGCAGCAACACCAGCAACAGCAACAGCAACAGCAACAACAUCAACAGGAGAGCAUCUAUAGCUCUGUGCACCAGCAGCGGCAGCUCUUUUGUCCGCGCCACAAGCAGGAGCUGCUCAAGUUCAGCUGCCGCACCUGCUGCAUUCUGGUGUGCAAGGAGUGCAUCGUCCUGGAGCACUCCACCGGCCUGCAUGAGUUGGAAAAUGUGCAGUCACCAGCCCUGGCUACGGCGGCUGCCACAGCAGCUUCCGCAGCGAACGAGACGGCCCUGCAAACGCUCCUCGCGGACAUGCGUGGCAAGAUCGGGGAGAUCGUGGCCAUAGCCGGCAAUUCCGAUCAAAAUCUGACCAAGGUUAAGCUCCAGUAUCAGAAGGCGCACAAUGAGCUCAACGAGACGCAUCAGUUCUUCGCCUCCAUGCUGGACGAGCGCAAGACGGAGCUGCUGAAGGAGCUCGAGUCUCUCUAUUCGGCCAAGAACAACAGCAACAAUGCGUGGCUGCAGCGCUCACGGGAUCUGAUCGACAAGGGUCUGGCCACAUGCGAGGCAGUGGAGCGCUCGCCCGCUCCACCCUCCGCUAUGCUGGCGGAGGCCCUGCUGCUGCGCAAGUCCCUGGAGCAGCAUCUGCAGACAGCCAUCCAAGAUAUGCAGCUGCCCUUCGAGAUGGAGUUCAUGUCCAACUACCAAUCGAUCCAGGCCGGCGUACGCAACACUUUUGGCUACAUCCGUGCCAGCAGCUCCGAUGGCGGCCACGGCGCCGUCAGCCAGACCAGCAACAGUCACGGCAAGCAGCCGCCCAUUGCUCGGCCCACACAGAGCGCUAGCAACAGCAGCGCCAGUAGCGCUGGCAGCCACAGUCACCAUCAGUCGGGUGCCCAUCAGCAUCACCAUCAUCAACAGCUGCACCAGGCACAGCAGCAGCAGCAGCACCAGCUGCAGCAGACCCAAUCCACGCUGCACGGCCUCGGCUUGGGCCUCAGCGGUGGGCUGCUCGAAAGCAGCUCCGUCGGUGGGGGAGCGUACACGAAUGGCAGCAGCCUGCUGCUGAGUGGCCGGGAGCGCAACGCUCUGUCCGUGGAGCAGCACUUUGGCGAGCUUCUGCCCAAGCGGGGCGGCUACAGUGGCAGCAGCGGAUCUGGAUCGGGCGCCAGCACCGUGGCCCACUACAAUCCAUACGAAAAGUGGAGCAACGGAGGCAGCGACAAUCUCUUCUCGUCUGUGGGUGCUGGCAGCGGUGCCAGCUCUGCCGUGGUGGACGCAUUCGCCAGCCAGCUGUCCAGUCUUUCAUCUGGUAACGGUGGUGUGGUGGGUGGUGGCAGUGCCGUGAGCUCAGAGUCCCUGCUGGAUCUGACCAACAAGCUGCUCUCGGCCACCAUCUACCCGCCCAAGUCGCAGAUCAAGCGACAGAAAAUGAUUUACCACUGCAAGUUCGGAGAGUUUGGCGUGUUGGAGGGACAGUUCACGGAGCCCAGUGGCGUGGCGGUGAACGCACAGAACGACAUCAUUGUGGCUGACACCAACAACCAUCGCAUUCAGAUCUUCGACAAGGAGGGACGCUUCAAGUUCCAGUUCGGGGAGUGCGGCAAGCGGGACUCGCAGCUGCUGUACCCCAACCGCGUGGCCGUGGUACGCAACUCUGGCGACAUUAUCGUGACGGAGCGAUCGCCCACACACCAGAUACAGAUCUACAAUCAAUACGGACAGUUCGUGCGCAAGUUUGGAGCUACAAUCCUGCAGCAUCCGCGCGGCGUUACGGUGGACAACAAGGGACGGAUCAUCGUCGUGGAGUGCAAGGUGAUGCGCGUCAUCAUAUUCGAUCAGAACGGCAAUGUGCUGCACAAGUUUGGCUGCUCCAAGCACCUGGAGUUCCCCAACGGCGUGGUCGUCAACGACAAGCAGGAGAUUUUCAUCAGCGACAAUCGGGCGCACUGCGUCAAGGUGUUCAACUAUGAGGGCCAGUAUCUGCGCCAGAUUGGCGGUGAGGGCAUCACCAACUACCCCAUCGGCGUGGGCAUCAACUCGAAUGGCGAGAUCCUCAUCGCGGACAACCACAACAACUUUAACCUGACCAUCUUCACGCAGGACGGGCAGCUGAUAUCGGCCCUCGAGUCGAAGGUGAAGCAUGCCCAGUGCUUCGACGUGGCGCUCAUGGACGAUGGCAGCGUGGUGCUGGCCAGCAAGGACUAUCGCCUGUACAUCUAUCGCUACGUGCAGCUGGCGCCCGUGGUGUUGCACAGCAAAAACCACGACAUCAUCAGCACCCAAAGCUUGGCAGACAGAAUACAGCAUUUCAUUUGAAUAGAGGAGAAAUCUAUCUAACUCUAUGUAUAUUAUUAUAAAGCAUUCCCCCAUUUUCCUUUUUGCUAUGUUGAAUUUCUUGUUUGAGAAAGGAGAUCCGAUCCACAUAUGUAAUGAAGGAAAGGAUUACAUUACACGCAUUGGACACAUUUCGUUAUGCAAUUAAUUUAAAUCAAUUUCGGGACUCAAAAAGUAUUUCCAAUUAGUGUAAAUGAGUCUCUACGGUCGAACCGCACACACACACACACACACACACAGUCACACAGAGGAGGAUAAAAACACACAUAAGAUGCAUAAAUGUUAGCUCAUUUAAUCAUAGUCACACGCAUACGCAUUCGAGAUAGAUUUCUAGUGUUACAAAUAGCUAUCUAUAUAGUGCAACUACGCCGAUCAUGGAACCAUCAUCUAGUCAUCAUGCAUACACAUUUACAUACAUACACACAUACCAUAUAUG